Molecule: messenger RNA, 496 nt
Organism: Owenia fusiformis
Lineage: Eukaryota; Metazoa; Annelida; Polychaeta; Sabellida; Oweniidae
Source: the annotation of a GenBank genome assembly
UUUGAUGAUGUCGAUUGUCAAGGUGGGAAUGGAUUUCUACCAGUUAGUGUACUGGGUAAUACAUACAAAGACUGUAUAUUUAUUGUGUGUGAUGGUUUGGACGCAGAUCCAAGGCGGCAUAAGUAUCCACUGAGUUGUGACAAUGGCUAUCAAGUUAGCACACAUUUGAAUGAUAUUACAAAGAGGGACAUAUUCUUCCCAAAUGCAUGUAAAGGACUGACUGUCCCAGAUUGUCUUGCAAUAUAUUUCUACACAUAUUUCUGUGUGAUUGAGACCAGCACGACUGAUAAUAUAGCAUGUGGGCCAACAUUUCAAGAGCUUAAAGGAGAGGGCACUUACGACCAAGACUCUGUAGAUGAAUGCAUAGCCAAACUGGAAAUUCAGCGCAAUAUUGAACAAGAUAACCUGACGAAGACAUUUGAUAGACUCAUCGGUGAAUGCUAGUGGAAAAUGUAGCACAAUGUUAGAGCAGUAUCUUUGCCAACAUGAUCUUAUG